AUGAACAUAUCACGAGGAAACAGAGUGACUGAGUUCAUCCUCCUGAGUUUUCCCUCCCAAGAGAUGCAGAUCCUCCUCUUUGCAGUCUUCUCUUUGACCUAUGUCCUGACCCUGAUGGGGAAUGGGUCCAUCAUCUGGGCAACGAGAUUGGAUUACCAGCUCUACACCCCGAUGUACAUCCUGCUGGCCAACUUCUCCUUCUUGGAAAUCUGCUACAUUAACACCACAGUUCCUAACAUGUUGGCCAACUUCCUCUCUGAGUCCAAGACCAUCUCCUUCACUGCCUGCUUUCUCCAGUUCUACUUCUUCUUUUCCACAGGUGCCACUGAGACCUUCUUCCUAUCCCUCAUGGCUUUUGAUAGGUACCUGGCCAUUUGUCAGCCUCUACACUACCCCACAAUCAUGACAGGACAUUUUUGCAUCAAACUAGUGUUCCUCUGCUGGGUGAGUGGCUUCCUCUACUUUUCAGUCCCUAUUUGCUUCAUGACUCAAUUACCUUUCUGUGGUCCAAACAUUAUUGAUCACUUUGUCUGUGACCCAGGACCCCUGCUGGCUCUGUCUUGUGCCCCUACCCAAGGGAUUGAACUUUCCUAUUCUAUCCUCAAUUGUCUUCUCAUCUUUGUCACCUUCCCUUUUAUCCUUGGAUCCUACACUCUAGUAUUCAGAGCUGUCCUCAAAGUUCCUUCAGCAGCUGGCCGGAAGAAGGCUUUCUCUACAUGUGGCUCCCACCUGAUUGUGGUCUCUCUGUUCUAUGGGACCCUCAUGGUCAUGUACAUCAGCCCCAAUUCUGGAAACACAGCUGGUUCACAGAAAAUUUUCACUUUAUUUUACUCAGUAGUGACUCCACUGGUGAAUCCCUUAAUCUACAGCCUACGUAAUAAGAAAAUGAAGACUGCUCUAAGAAAAGUCCAGAUGAGAGUACAAACCAUCCAUAGAAAUUAA
Phascolarctos cinereus (koala) is the source of this 942-nucleotide messenger RNA. Its product is annotated as olfactory receptor 11H6-like. Gene Ontology annotation, cellular component: membrane. The record is from RefSeq and is a predicted model, not a curated record. Gene Ontology annotation, molecular function: G protein-coupled receptor activity; olfactory receptor activity. Gene Ontology annotation, biological process: G protein-coupled receptor signaling pathway. NCBI's taxonomy places the organism in Eukaryota, Metazoa, Chordata, Mammalia, Diprotodontia, Phascolarctidae.